Messenger RNA from Tarenaya hassleriana, 1193 nucleotides. RefSeq names its product vacuolar protein sorting-associated protein 28 homolog 2. Gene Ontology annotation, cellular component: ESCRT I complex. The record is from RefSeq and is a predicted model, not a curated record. Gene Ontology annotation, molecular function: protein-containing complex binding. The transcript has 2 exons. The coding region runs from base 403 to 1032 and encodes 209 amino acids. Gene Ontology annotation, biological process: protein transport to vacuole involved in ubiquitin-dependent protein catabolic process via the multivesicular body sorting pathway. Lineage: Eukaryota; Viridiplantae; Streptophyta; Magnoliopsida; Brassicales; Cleomaceae.
UUUUUCUCCAUUCUGCUCACGCCAUUCCUCCAUUCCCCCCACGAGCUCCUUCUUCUUCGCAGUGUUUGCAUUGGUUUGAGUACAGAUAAAUCAAUGUCUCUUUCCAAUUCGUUGGAUUCAGGGCUUGAUCGAUUUCUGUGCACGCGUAUUGAUUCGUCUCUCCUCGGGUUUGCAAUUUCGCUUUAACGCGUGAAGCUUUCGUCAGCGAAUUGUGAAGAUCCGUGUCCCCGCACGCAAAUUAUUCUCUCUCUCCAUCUCUUUUCUAAUCCGCUUGAGAGAAUUUCACCGCUACCAAAGCCGCGUCUUUGCUUCUUCGAAGAAGAGAGCGAUUCCGCCGCUUUGCGCGUGUCCCGUUCUCUUCUCCAUUCCUUUCUCAAUUGACGGCUCCCGAGUUUCCUAAACAUGGAAGUCAAAUUAUGGAACGAUAAGCGCGAGAGAGAAAUGUACGAGAAUUUCGCUGAGUUGUACGCCAUCAUCAAAGCCACCGAGAAGCUCGAGAAGGCUUAUAUCCGCGACCUGAUCUCCCCAGUCGAGUACGAAACCGAGUGCCAGAAACUCAUCGCCCACUUCAAAACUCUGGCUGCCACCCUUAAAGACACUGUCCCGAACAUCGAAAGGUUUGCAGACACUUACAAGAUGGAUUGCCCGGCCGCUCUUUACCGCCUCGUGACCUCCGGUGUUCCAGCCACAGUGGAACACCGAGCUGCCGCUGCCACCUCUAUGUCGAGCUCGGCCGCCAUUGUAGCGGAGUGUGUCCAGAAUUUCAUCACGGCGAUGGAUUCUCUGAAACUGAACAUGGUGGCCGUCGAUCAGGUUUACCCACUCUUGUCUGAUCUCUCGGCAUCUCUCAACAAGCUUAGUAUAUUACCGCCGGAUUUCGAGGGGAAGACGAAGAUGAAAGAGUGGCUGUCGAGGCUGUCGAAGAUGGGAGCGGCUGACGAGUUGACGGAGCAGCAGGCUAGGCAACUCCACUUCGACCUCGAGUCUUCUUACAACUCGUUCAUGGCUGCUUUGCCUAAUGCCGGAACCUGAUUGAUGUUGGGUGAGUUAUUUUGGACAAACGAGGAUGGUGUUUUGUCCGAGUAGUCUUUGGUUGGUUUAUUAUGUCGGAGAGGCAUUGAUCAGUUUCUUGUGAACAGAUUAAUGAUGUUUAUCUUUCUUCUGUGUAUGAUGAUGUUGCCAUAUUCUGAGUC